GCAGAACUGAGAAAUCCUCCACUUUCCGAAGCCGAGGCUUGGAGCUAGUUAGGGCUAGCAUUUAAUGCUAACGCGUGAACAAUAAUAACAACAACAAUAAUAAAUAACAUGCAGUCGUUUUUAAUUAACGUCUCUUUCCUUGUCAUUUUGUUCGGAGGGAUUUCCGCGGAGGGAGAUGGAAGAGGAUUUGGGGAUCAUAUUCACUGGAGAAGCCUGGAUGAUGGGAAGAAAGAGGCAGAAGCGAGUGGACUUCCAGUGAUGGUCAUCAUUCAUAAGACCUGGUGUGGAGCCUGCAAAGCACUCAAGCCCAAGUUCUCAGAGUCGAAGGAGAUCUCUGAACUGGCUCACAACUUCGUCAUGGUUAACUUGGAGGAUGAAGAAGAGCCGAAAGACGAUGCCUUCAGCCCAGACGGAGGCUACAUUCCCAGAAUAAUCUUUUUAGAUCCCAGCGGUAAAGUCCAUCCUGAGAUCACCAACAAGAACGGAAACCCAAACUACAAGUUUUUCUACAGCAACGCUGAUCAAGUCGUAGCCAGCAUGAAGGAGGCUCAGGAGAAGUUGACCGGCGACGAGUUCAGGAAGUCUCACCUGGGCGACGAGCUGUGAAGAGAACCCGGCCUGACUAGCUCACAGCCGGUACACUACACCACCACUCACUAAACUACUGCACCGGUUUAGGUUUCAGCCCUAAACCGUCCACACCUCAUUUCAGCCCACGUCGUAACCACGGACUUCCAAAUCCCCGUCCACGCUGCAACCAAAUAAUUUCCGUUUGUUCUGAAUGGCAUAAAACCAACCAAAGCGGACUGGCUCGGCGUCCGUCGGUCAAGGGUGCUACAGAAUCACUUUCUCCAUGCACCCAUUUCAUCUAGAUGUUAAUCACAGAGCAAUACCUUUCACUCCUCAUCUCUCUCCUCCGCCUCAUUUUUUUUUUUAUUUGUUAAAAUCCUAAUCACGUCACGAGAUCAGCGGGAUAACGAUUGCUUCCAGGCCACACUACAGCCUUAUACACAAAACCUUCGCUAUCCUAAUAUAGACUGACCCCCGCAGAUCUCAAACAGCCCCGUUUCUCAUCCUGCAAAUCUCCAUAAGCCGAUUCCGCAUCGUCUGGAUGCGCCGCUGGUUUUAUAAAGUCUUAAGGGGUUUUAUUGUGAAGCGUCUUUCAGCGGAAACGGAGUGACCCGAAUGUGUGUUUAAUGUGUUUGCCACACUGUAUUUUUUACAUGGAUGUAUGCAGCCUUUUAAGUGUAAAAUUAAACCUUGGUACUCGAAUUA
Hemibagrus wyckioides is the source of this 1275-nucleotide messenger RNA. RefSeq names its product thioredoxin domain containing 12 (endoplasmic reticulum) (gene txndc12). NCBI's taxonomy places the organism in Eukaryota, Metazoa, Chordata, Actinopteri, Siluriformes, Bagridae. Gene Ontology annotation, cellular component: endoplasmic reticulum. The transcript has 7 exons. The record is from RefSeq and is a predicted model, not a curated record. The coding region runs from base 109 to 606 and encodes 165 amino acids.